Molecule: messenger RNA, 942 nt
Organism: Tupaia belangeri chinensis (Chinese tree shrew)
Lineage: Eukaryota; Metazoa; Chordata; Mammalia; Scandentia; Tupaiidae
Product: olfactory receptor 52E8-like
Exons: 1
Coding region: 1-942 (313 amino acids)
Biological process (GO): G protein-coupled receptor signaling pathway
Cellular component (GO): plasma membrane
Molecular function (GO): olfactory receptor activity; G protein-coupled receptor activity
Source: RefSeq, a predicted model, not a curated record
AUGUCCUCAGCCAAUAGUUCAUGGAUUCACCCCUCAUCCUUUCUGCUGUUGGGAAUCCCAGGACUGGAAAAUGUGCAACUCUGGCUUGGUUUCCCAUUUGGCACAGUGUAUCUGAUUGCCCUUCUGGGGAAUGUCAUCAUCCUCUUUGUGAUCCAGGUUGAGCGCAGCCUUCACCAGCCCAUGUUCUACCUGUUGGCAAUUUUGGCUCUGACAGACUUGGGCCUGUCCACUGCAACCAUUCCCAAAAUGCUGGGCAUAUUCUGGUUUGGCUUGAGAGAGAUUGCCUUUGUAGGAUGCUUAGCCCAAAUGUUCUUCAUACAUCUAUUUACAGGCAUUGAAACGUUUAUGCUUGUAGCCAUGGCUUUUGAUCGCUAUGUUGCCAUUUGCCACCCUCUUCGAUAUAACACGAUCCUCACCAGCCGCACAAUUUGCAUUAUUGUUGGAGUAGGAAUGCUGAAAAACUUUGUAUUGGUUUUUCCACUUAUAUUUCUUCUUCUAAGGCUUUCCUUUUGUGGGCAUAAUAUUAUACCUCAUACAUAUUGUGAACACAUGGGCAUUGCCCGACUAGCUUGUGUUAGCAUAAAGGUCAAUGUAUUGUUUGGAUUAACCCUUAUCUCUAUGAUACUUUUGGAUGUUGUUUUGAUUGCUAUCUCUUAUGUAAAGAUUCUUCAUGCUGUCUUCAAACUUCCAUCCUGGGAUGCCAGGCUCAAAGCUCUCAAUACCUGUGGUUCCCAUGUGUGUGUGAUCUUAGCUUUCUUCACCCCAGCAUUUUUCUCAUUUAUGACUCAUCGAUUUGGCCACAAUAUUCCACGUUACAUCCACAUCCUCCUGGCUAACUUAUAUGUGAUCAUCCCCCCAGCUCUUAACCCCCUUAUUUAUGGGGUAAGAACUAAGCAGAUACGAGAUCGAGUGGUGAUGAUCUUUCUUUUUAAGGAAGUUUGA